This is a messenger RNA of Boeremia exigua, 4078 nucleotides long. RefSeq lists its product as uncharacterized. The coding region runs from base 101 to 3952 and encodes 1283 amino acids. The record is from RefSeq and is a predicted model, not a curated record. NCBI's taxonomy places the organism in Eukaryota, Fungi, Ascomycota, Dothideomycetes, Pleosporales, Didymellaceae. The transcript has 3 exons.
CGAUUAAGCCUCACACUUUUGUCCCUGCUACGUUGUCGUUGUCGUUUCCGUUGUCGUUAUCGUUUUCUUUUGCCUUGUGUUUGCAAGUCUUGUUUCUGCCAUGGACCGCGUCUCUCUCGUUUCUCGCUCGAGUCUCGAGGCCACGGUCAAGUUGCCGAAUGUUAAGGCUGAGCCUGUGUCCUUGCAGAGUGAUGGGGGAAUCGCUUUUCGCAAGACUUGGAAGCCGCCAGCGCUGCGGUCGCCAAUCUUGAUCAUCACUAUACUUCUGUGUUGGUCCUUGAUUGCUAUUCUUCAAGUGUUUUUAGUGCAAAGCCAGCGCGAUGGCGGCGUUCUCUUUGCUGCAAGAAUAAGCGCGCUGCCCUUUUCCCAGCAGUUCCUCUACCUGUACUUUCCUACAGUGCUCGCUGUUAUUUUCAGCAUAUAUUGGGCUUGGAUUGACCUAGAGACCAAACGAAUGGAGCCCUACUAUCAAUUGAGUAAGAAAGACGGAGCACUGGGCAAGGAUUCGUUGCUUCUUGCAUAUCCCUUCGACUUCAUUCCACUCGUCCCUAUCAAGGCUGCUAAAAACCGCCACUGGCCGGUCUUCUGGGGAUCUUUGGCGGUGUUGUUAGUGACAUGGGGGCUGGUACCAACACAAGCUGGUAUUUUCUCUGUGGAAACAAUCACCCGUUCAACAAGCACAUCGUUUGAUCGUUCAACAUCUUAUCUUCCCGCACAAGACCAGCAGGCCAACCUCAAUAUUCGCUAUGCUCAAUCCACCUACGGCAUUGCUACACUCAACGAGACGCUUCCACCUUACAUGGCUCGUAACUAUACCUUGGCCCCGUUCAGACCAACAGCUCACGAUGUCAAUGUCGCUGGGAGUCAAGGUACUUGGUUUGGAGAAACGAUUAUGUACAGUCUCGAUUUGUAUUGCGCACCCGGCUCAGCCAUACUAGACUCUUUUGGUAAAUCACAGAGGAUGAGAUACGUUAGCAGCGGCGGAUGUAAUGUGACCUUGGGACUUACCGGUAAUGUUACAGAGGGAGCCAAUCCAAGAAAGGACGACUCUACAAUCUUCCGCAUCAAACAGUACAUGGCUAUGUAUAUCGGUUACUGGAACUUCAGCGGCUUUGCAGACUAUUACUUGCAAGGCGAUUGUCCAAAGGAGCGUAACGCCACAUUCUAUGCAGCUUUCACUCGAACGAAGAGCAGGGACGAAGACCCACCCAACAACGUGACCACGAUUUUCUGUGAGCCAAGAUAUUACCAGCAGAGAGUCAACGCGACUAUCGAUCGGAUCACCCAGAGACCACUCAAAGUUACAGCUCUAGAGGACAAGCAGCCUCUCAGCAAGGACAUCUUUAACGCAACACAUUGGGAGGCGCAGAUUACCACUGGAUCAUCUGGCCGCGAAGUCAGAGGCAAUUUCUUACCCAUGAGCGCGGUUCCGGACUAUGUGGAGUACAUAGCAAUGACGAACGUCAGCAUUGGAACAGGAUCGUCAGGUGUUGGAAUAGUGCAGCGCAUGGUCGGACUGUCACUUGCUGUCAGCGCACUCCCACUUGAAGACUACCUUGACUGGAAAAUCUUGAGCAAAUCCUACGCGGACGCAUACCGAUUAUUAUUCUCUCGUACCAUGGUCGAUAUUCUGGGGGAUGACUUCGCAACUUCGGAAGAAACGAUGGGUCGCCAGCAAUACACGACCGAGGCGGUUGUACUAGAGCCUGUGUUCGUCUACAUUGUAGAGGGACUUCUCGGCGGUAUAUCCCUCGCAACCAUCAUGCUACUCUACCUCUCGAUUACUCGGACGAGGAAUUUGCGGUCGGACCCAAGCACUGUCGCAAGUGUCAUGAGCCUUGUGGCGGACAAUCAGCCUUUACUCGUUGGUUUCGAAAACCUCGACUGUUGCACCGCUUCGGAGCUCGAAGAAGUCCUAGGGCCACAGCGAUUUCGUUUGGUGCAUGAUAGUCAACGCACUGGUAUUGAGAUCGUUGGCACUGCGGAUACCAUCACCUCCGCCCCACAGUCCACAACACUUCCGCAGUGUCAGAAUACCGUACGAGGAAUCGCAAAACCUGUCAGACCGAAUGAAUUCCGGCUGUGGACCGCCAUUCCUUUCGUGAGUCUGUUCUUCGCCUUGAGCAUCACGCUUGCCGUAAUCUUCGUCAAAGCCAGGGCGAAUGGAUUGCCUUUGCCAUCCAGCAUUAGGCUUGUGCAGAACAUCCUCGAAAACUACAUACCGACUGCUCUGGCCACGCUGAUAGAACCUAUGUGGGUCAUGAUCAAUCGGUUACUUUGCAUGCUUCAACCUAUCGAAGAAUUGCGUAGUUGUAAGGCCGAGGCGAAGAACUCAAUUGACCAGAACUACAAUUCUUUGCCGCCGCAGUUGACACUCUUCAAAGCAUUACGAUCAAAACACUUUGUUCUCGCUUCGGUAUGUGCUAUGGCCCUUUUAUCCAACCUCCUGGCGGUCGCUUUUGCUGGUAUCUUCAACCAGGAUCUUGUCGCCAUACAGCGAGCCGCGACAUUUACACCUCCUUUUGAGAUGAAGUUUGUCUCCAUCAACGGCAGCAUCGGUCCAUUAACGUCGCAAACCUUUGGCUCCCUCGAGCCGUCUGGUGCAUACCGCGGCGGUAAUUCUCAAGACCAAUUCCUUAUCGCCGAGUCAAACUUCUCCAGGGGCACCCCUCUUCCUUCCUGGACUGAUACAAAGAUGUUCUAUCUACCAUUUACGACGGCCCCCUCGACCAACGAGACUGUUGAUCAUGAACAAGAGGCUGAAACUGUAGCCUUUGGUGCCGAGUUGGAUUGCGAGCCAUUGCAGGAUGGCGUCGAUUACACAGCGGCAGUUCGACGAGAAGGCAAUUCAGUCUUCUGGAUCGAUUUCAACACUACAACGCACUCGAACUCCAAAGCGGAUGUGUGUCCAGCCACUGCCUCGAUGGCUCUGAGAUUUGGUCCUAUAAUGCCAGAAUUUACUCCGUUCGAAAUGAAGUGUCGUCGCGGCCCUAUUGCGGCUGAAGUUGUUCUUGCCCUCGACGCUGCUGUCAACGCCACGCAAAGCGUAAAAGAUACAUGCAUGACCACAGUGGUACUAGGCUGGAUAAGAGCCUCUGGUGGGUCGUGUGAAGUGCCCCCGCUCACAAACCUGACAGCACAAAACUCGUUAUUCGUGCGAUGUCGACCAAGACUCGUCACGGGUAGAGCGACCGUCCGUACUGAUGCAAGUGGUCGACUUCAACAGCCAGCCCAUGGCUUCAAGCCAUCGAUGGAUGAGGAUCUAACACAAAUGUUCACCAACGACCCUGUGAACCUCAUUGGGCAAAGUAAUCGCUACUUUUUCAAGUUCUUGCCCGGCGGCUGGCACAACGACACCAACGCCGACGAUCCAAUGAACUAUUUUGCAAGCCGGGAGAUGGACAGUCGGCUCAUUGACCCCAACACAGGAGUACCAACAUUAGAGGAUGUCACAACGUCGUUUGGAAAGGCGUACUCGAGAUUGUUUGCGAUUUGGCUCGGAGCCAAUAAAGAGAAGCUAUUGGUUCCGCGUAGUGAUCAGACUCAGGGCUCAAUUCCAGGCUGGACGGUGUCAACCGAGCGACGACUCCUUCUCUCCACCCCGAUGUUCGCCAUUUCCGAAGGCAUCCUCUCUAUCUAUGCUAUUGUAGCCAUCAUCGUCUACUUGCGUCGUCCUGGGCGUUAUCUUGCACAGAUGCCGACAUCAAUAGCCACAGUCAUCAGCCUAUUCGCCGCAAGUGCUGCUGUGCAGGAUAUGAGGCAGACUUCACAACUGGACAGAAAGGGCCGCGCAGACCAUCUCAGGCUUCUUGACUCACGCUAUGGGUACGGCAGCUAUGUUGGGGGAGGGGACGGACGGGUGCAUAUCGGCAUCGAGAAGACACCGUUCGUCAGGGUCAAGUCGAAGACCGCCUGGUUUGAUCAGAAAGGCCGCAAUGGCACUACAGUGUGAUUGUCUACAGAAAAAUAUCACACGACACACCAUGCUAGAGUCCCCUUUUUGCUCGCCUGCACAUGGCCGAUGUAAUAAGCACAAUUCAGCCUCUUCCACAAUCACACUGAGCGAGCCGUACGUCGC